Messenger RNA from Pocillopora meandrina, 449 nucleotides. The record is from the annotation of a GenBank genome assembly. NCBI's taxonomy places the organism in Eukaryota, Metazoa, Cnidaria, Anthozoa, Scleractinia, Pocilloporidae.
AUGGCAGAUGGUAGGGAUCAAUCUGACCCACAAAUGGCUACUGGCCACUUACAGUCGCCAACUUCAGCUGGUCUAGAUACAACCUACAGAGCCCCUCAGGAAAAUGAUGGAUCAGAUUCAGGGGGACAUCUAAAGGGAGCUACACGUUCUAGAUGGGAGAUCAGUCAGUUGGGAGUGCCCAAGUACCAACAUCGAAAGCCAUUAGUUAGCUCCAUUUAAAGCCCUCCACUGAUACUUUCGUAUUAAGUCUUGACCACCUGGUUUGUACCUUACAACACUUCACACUUUAUUCCCUUUAUUCCGCAGCUGCAGUAUAUACCACAGCCCACAUGGGCAAACCAGUUCUGAACACUUUUGUAGUCACAACUGAUUGUUCCAAGCCAGCUUGUUGUGCGCCUUCAGUGACCAAAGGCCCUUGCAAACUUGAUGUCGUAUCUGAACUGUAUUAA